Molecule: messenger RNA, 1278 nt
Organism: Theileria orientalis strain Shintoku
Lineage: Eukaryota; Apicomplexa; Aconoidasida; Piroplasmida; Theileriidae
Exons: 4
Coding region: 1-1278 (425 amino acids)
Source: RefSeq, a predicted model, not a curated record
AUGCAAAUUAUAGUGUUAUUUCUUUUGUUUUUGUCGAAUUUCGUUUCCGGCAAUGUACUUCAGUCGGACGGUAACACCCUCUCCGGUAUCUGUGAUAACAUUUUAUCGUCUUUGCAAAUUCUUAAUAAAAAUCAAAUUCUGAGGUUGAUAAACAGAGAUAGAUGUAGAAACUAUGAGCUACUGGGCGAGAAGAUACUCAACUUGUCAGACAAGAGUCAUAAUUACUGCUACGGAGGUGUGCAGUUUCUGUUCUGUAAUUUGAGGUACCAGCCUUAUGAGUCCAACUUUAACUGCGAACACAUAAAGGACAAGUUUAUAAAGAUUAUGAAAACGUGCUCAUCUUAUACCCCGAAUGCACUGGAGAAGAAUUGCUCCAGUAUUAAUUCUGAAAAUUUAACGAUAUUCGACUCUGUUGAAUUCUGCAGGACCAACUAUGUGACACUAAAUGAGGUCCGGGAUGGCUCAUACGAAGCAAUGUGUAAGAAUUUUGUGCUCCCCUUUGUUUUCUCAAAGUUAAUGGAGGACCCGGAAUCCUUAAAUCCUAGUGUUUGUGCAAAGGCAGACGAGAACAUAUCAAAGUCGAUAUUGAACUUAAGAGACCAGUUGAUGUUUAAAAGUAAGUCAUUCUUUGAUGCGUUCGAGUCUGAAUUCGCAUAUAAAAAAUGGGUCCAAGACCUGGAGUCGAGGCUGGAUGGAAUGGUUAUCGACUUGAGGGAUUUGAUUAACCAGUCAAAUUUGUGUUUUCAGUACCUAAAUUACCCGCACAGGUUCUUCUACGCCUACGACAACGUCGUGGUAAGUCGAAAACCGGAUAACAGUUCACAGAUAGGUGAAUUCGCUAAAGCCAAGGAAAUAGUGGACAGGAUUUACAACAAUUUCAACCAGUUAUCGCAUUUGCCUCAGGAAAUAGUGCAACUAAUAAAUCAUAUUGACAGUGUCAUUAACAUGGACAACGCGAUUAAGGAGGCAAACAUACACUUCAGAGACCUCUACACACUGUUGAGAAGGGAUAGAACUCUGCAGAAUAACAUGAGGGUGAUGGAAAGCAAUCUGAACAGAAUCAGCUUGUUCCUGCCGAACAAUAUCGCACACAUAAAACAGAAGAUAAACUCAGGCACGCCCUUCGAAGCAAACCUGGGCAAGGCGAGCAUGUUGCACCAGAGGGCUAACGAUUUCAAGAACAUUGCGUCGCUUCUGGAGGCGCAACUCACAGCUCUGUACAAAAUAAUAGCGAAGAGCAAGGACUCGAACUUCAUAAGGUCUCUCAACCUAACAUAG